Messenger RNA from Doryrhamphus excisus (bluestripe pipefish), 2585 nucleotides. It is a transcript of the gene srms, whose product is annotated as src-related kinase lacking C-terminal regulatory tyrosine and N-terminal myristylation sites. Gene Ontology annotation, biological process: protein phosphorylation. Lineage: Eukaryota; Metazoa; Chordata; Actinopteri; Syngnathiformes; Syngnathidae. Gene Ontology annotation, molecular function: protein binding; protein tyrosine kinase activity; ATP binding. The record is from RefSeq and is a predicted model, not a curated record.
GGCGCCCCUAGUGGGCAAAGAAAUCAAGUAACCUUGCUGCACGUGCUGCAGACUCGUUUUUUUUUGUUUGUUUUUUUGGUUUUAUUAAUACUAGCACGUCAUGUGAUAUGAAAGCAGACGCUCGUGCGCCUAGUCCUUGCCGCGCUUUUUCAACACCACUAGGACCAGGACUAAAGCCAGGACCAGCACAAUUUAGAAGCAUCUACCUAGAUGUCCUCCACUUCCGCAUUCUCCAGGCCGCCGUGCCAGCCGCUUCCAUGAUCUCAGCAGGAAACCAGGAACCGGUCGAUCCGGUUGAUCAGGAGCUCGCUGGCGGGCCGGAACAAUGCUCUCCGGCCUUAGAGGAGAGGAGCGCGGCGGGGCGGCUCGUCCUGUGCUGCCGGCGGACGGAGGACGGAGUUGAUCCGGCAUGGAGGGCUGCUGCCGCUCUUGCAUGCCGUGCCUGAGGCGCCUCUGGGAUUGCAUCUGGCCCGACGUCCACUACCCGAACCUCCCCGACCAUGUGAUCGCCAACCGGGCAGCGCAGGGAGCUGAGAUCCGGACUGUGUCGGGCGACAUCCGCGUCCCGUCGCCCAAAAAGAGGCCGGUCCAGUUGUACGCCGCGCUCUUCGACUUCGAGGCCCGCAGCGACGACGAACUGACGGUUCGGGAGGGUGACAAGCUGUCGGUUCUGGAGCAGCGGGGUGACUACGUGCUUGCCAAGAAGCUGACUGGGUCUCUCCAGUCCGGACUCAUUCCUGCCAGCUAUGUGGCGGUCCUGCAGGACGAGUUCGCCAAACACAAGUGGUACUAUGGCAACAUCAACCGCGUCAAAGCGGAGAAGCUGCUGCUGGCCUCCCAAAACAAAGAUGGCUCCUUCCUGGUGCGCAUCAGCGAGAGUCACAGCGACGAGUACACCAUCUCAGCCCGGAGCGAGGGCAAGGUGUUCCACUUCCGCAUCCAGCGCUCAACCAUCGGCGCCUACUUUGUGUCGGACAAGAUCUCCUUCGGCACGCUUGGUGAGCUGGUGUCGUACUACCAGAAGAACCCUCGCAGUCUGGGCGUGAUGCUGGAGGAGGCCUGUGCUCAGCAGAGGGAGCUGUACGACAUGGAGCCUUGGGAGAGGCCGCGGGAGGAGUUCAAGCUGCACAAGAAGCUGGGGGAGGGGCACUUUGGAGAAGUGUGGGAGGCUGUGUGGACCACCACGAACAAGAAAGUGGCCAUCAAGAUGCUGAAACAAGAGGACACCAAGCAGGAUGAGUUUGUGAAGGAGGUCCAGGCACUGAAGAGCCUCCACCACCCUAAACUCAUCCAGCUGCUGGCCAUGUGCUCGCGAGGUGAACCCGUCUACAUCGUCACCGAGCUGAUGACCAAAGGAAGCCUCAAGUCCUACCUGGCCUCCGCUGAAGGCCAGGUGCUGACCUCGGCACAUCUCAUCUACAUGGGCAGCCAGGUGGCGGAGGGCAUGGCCUACCUCGAGGAUAGGAACAUCGUCCACAGAGACUUGGCGGCCCGCAACAUUCUGGUGGGAGACGACCUGGUCUGCAAGGUGGCCGACUUUGGACUGGCUCGCAUUAUUAAGGACAGCGUGUACACGGCCAGUCGCACCACCAAGAUACCCGUGCGGUGGACGGCGCCCGAGGCCGCCAUUCACCAGAAGUUCUCCGUCAAAUCGGACGUGUGGUCGUUCGGCGUGCUGCUCUACGAGAUGAUGUCGCGUGGGAAAAUGCCCUACGAAGGCAAAAACAACAAGCAAGUGUUAGAUCUGCUGUCUUCCGGCUCUCGCCUGGCGUGUCCCACCAGAUGUCCUCACAACAUCUACCGCAUCAUGAAGGACUGCUGGGAGGCCGACCCGUCCAAGAGGCCAUCCUUCCACGCGCUGCACAGCCAGCUGGACUCCAUCUACGCUCGCAUUUACUUCAAGACCAUUGAGGUGUGAUGAUGUGGACGAUGUGGACGAUGAGGACAUGAUGGCCGCCUGGCCUGUGGCCACCGCACAAGGAAGUGAUGUCAGAACGUAGCGGCCUGUUGAGAUACGCUCUGCAAAGCAGGAAGAAGGACACUGAGUCCUUUUUGACUUUGGAAGUUACCACCAAGGAGGCGGGACAACACCUGAGCAAGGUGUGUCAGCAACUUCCAACCUGACGACUUUCUCUUAAUGCCGUGAUGACUCCAUGUCACUUAUGGCCACGCUCCACAAGGUGGUGCUUUGUGCAAUAAUGAGCCACAUUAGCUUAGCUUGCCCAUCCCAGUAAUGAAGUAUCAGAGUAGUAGCAUUUUUGACACGAACUUAAUCACUUUAAGUGUUUGGACUCUCUAACCGAGGCAUGCGCUGGUGUCUACCAGAACCGGGCCUGCUAGUGUGGCUAAAUACUGCUAGCCGAGCACCAAGUAUUACCGUUUUCACAAAGUCUUCCAGCAUCCUCCGGCAGAGGGCGCCUUGUUUACACCCCGCACACGGUACUGCAUAACAUGGUAGCAUCACAACAACAGUCUUUUUUUAAUAGGGUUGGGAGGGCAGAGGGUGCAGCCCGCAAUUUGAGAUAAACGAGGAGGAAAUGAGCCAUAAACCUGACAAUAAAAAAGUUAUUUUCCACGCAUUUUAA